AUGGAGGAGGAGGAGGAGGGGACGGAACUCGCACGAAGUCUUUCCGAACGCCUGAAAACAGGCUGCUACGAGUGUGCGGUCUGCUCCGAAAUUAUUCAUCUUCGUGCCAAGCUUUGGUCCUGCUCCGUAUGCCACGGGAUUGUGCACUUAUCGUGUGUGCGAUUCUGGGUGAGGGCACAGACUGAGGAGCGGGAAAAGCAGAAUGCAGCUUCGGGCGCUGCAUUGUGCGUUGCAUCGCAGUUUCGUUGCCCUCUUUGCCAGUCGAUUAACCCAACGGCUGCCGUGGCGGAGUACACCUGCUUCUGUGGGAAGGUGAAGGACCCAAUUGCGGACCCCCUACUGGUGCCGGGCUCUUGCGGUCAGAUGUGUGAGCGGCGUCGUCGCGAUCCAAGGUGUGGGCAUCCCUGCACGUUGAUGUGUCAUCCGGGGCCCUGCCCUCCGUGUCCCUUGACCCGUCUGCAGUCCUGCUACUGUGGCAAGACGGAGAAAAGCGUCGGUUGCUCCAGUGGGGUGUGCGGCUUUGAAUGCAACGAGGUGUGUGGGAAGUUGCUUGACUGCGGGAGCCACCACUGCACCGCUCUUUGCCAUGAAGGGCCGUGCCCAAUCUGCACGGUGCUAACGACAGAAACCUGCUAUUGUGGGGCCACUAAAAGAAAACGGCGCUGUGGCGAGAAUGAACCCUUCUCGUGCCACAAGGUGUGUGCGAGGCCACUGGAUUGUGGAAAUCACACCUGCCCGUUUGAAUGCCACAAAGGACCUUGCCAACCUUGUCUACGGACGCCUGAGCGACAGACAUUCUGUCCCUGUGGCAAAGUGCGUCUAAGCCAACUCCCUGAUCCUCCAAGGAAGUCCUGUUUGGAUCCAGUUCCUUCCUGCGGCCUUGUUUGCGGGGCGCCCCUUCCGUGCAAUCACACUUGUUCCUUGAUUUGCCAUGACACCCUUGUGUGCCCGCCCUGUACUGAGGUAAUCACCUCAAGGUGUGCGUGUGGUUCUUGCGAUGUGGCAUAUCCCUGCUUUUGUCGUUACUUGCCCCCGGCGGAAUGGAAAGCGGCUGCCGUAAAGUUAAACAUUGACGAGACGAAGGUGUCUCUUUGUUAUCCUCCCAAAUGCCAAAAACCCUGCCGAAAGCACUUGUCAUGUGGCAGGCAUAUUUGUAAGGAGGUCUGCUGCUCCAAUGAGGACCACACUUGCUACCAAAUUUGCACCAAACGGUUGCCGUGUGGCAUUCACACUUGUGGCCAACUUUGCCACAAGGGGCCGUGCCCUCCGUGCGGCGUCGCCUCCUACGAGAGACUGUACUGCCGUUGUCGACGCACGUGGAUUGAGCCUCCAGUGCCCUGCGGCACAAAACCUCCAAAUUGCAGCCACGAGUGCGUGAUCCCUCGUCCUUGCGGCCACCCAGCGAACCACCCAUGCCACAUUGAGGAUAAGUGCCCUGAUUGCGUGGUUCUUGUGGAAAAACGGUGUGCCUCGCAUAAUAAGGUGAUGUCGUACUUUUUGCCUUGCUAUAGGCAGACAAUUUCAUGCGGGAAGAAGUGCGGAAAACUAUUGGGGUGCUGUGGCAAAACAUGCGAAAAGACGUGCCAUGGGGGGGCGUGUGAGCACCAGUGCACACACAAGUUUCCGAUGCUUAAAUAA
Molecule: messenger RNA, 1638 nt
Organism: Trypanosoma conorhini
Lineage: Eukaryota; Euglenozoa; Kinetoplastea; Trypanosomatida; Trypanosomatidae
Product: putative nuclear transcription factor
Exons: 1
Coding region: 1-1638 (545 amino acids)
Biological process (GO): regulation of DNA-templated transcription
Cellular component (GO): nucleus
Molecular function (GO): zinc ion binding; DNA-binding transcription factor activity, RNA polymerase II-specific; RNA polymerase II transcription regulatory region sequence-specific DNA binding
Source: RefSeq, a predicted model, not a curated record